This is a messenger RNA of Penicillium mononematosum, 375 nucleotides long. RefSeq lists its product as uncharacterized. The record is from RefSeq and is a predicted model, not a curated record. Lineage: Eukaryota; Fungi; Ascomycota; Eurotiomycetes; Eurotiales; Aspergillaceae. The transcript has a single exon. Bases 1 to 375 code for a protein of 124 amino acids.
AUGGCGGACCCACCCGCGGGAGGGCCCGAGCCCCAUCCCACAAACACCCAAGAAACCCACGCCAGCUUCUCAGUUGAAGACUUCCAGCCUCGAGUAUCGAUCGACGCAGGCCAAAUCAUAGGGAAAAGAACGAGAAACGGCGAAGCUUAUACACCCACCGAGGGCACAGGCCGGAUUACUACCAGAGAGGUGUGGAAGCUCAUCGACAACCUCAAGGAUAUCAUCCAUCGCCAAACCACGCUCAUCGAAUCCACCAAAGCCGACCUAGAGGAGGUCAAGCACGACCAGAACGUUCUCCGAGAACAGUACAUAUACCUUCGACCGCAAUGGGCUCAGAAACGUGGAGGUGAAAAGAAAACUGCAUCACCUGUAUAA